Messenger RNA from Umbelopsis ramanniana AG, 1544 nucleotides. RefSeq lists its product as uncharacterized. Gene Ontology annotation, biological process: protein phosphorylation; intracellular signal transduction. The coding region runs from base 131 to 1480 and encodes 449 amino acids. The transcript has 2 exons. Gene Ontology annotation, molecular function: ATP binding; protein serine/threonine kinase activity. The record is from RefSeq and is a predicted model, not a curated record. NCBI's taxonomy places the organism in Eukaryota, Fungi, Mucoromycota, Umbelopsidomycetes, Umbelopsidales, Umbelopsidaceae.
CUGUUCUAGUGCAUCAUUAUUGUUCUUCUCACUUUUCCAUUAAUUGCCCUGGUCGAGCUGAAAAAAAGGAGUCUACAUUCUGUUCCUAAAUCAACAAUAGCGAUUGGCCACAGUACUCUGUAUCUUCUUGAUGGCUGCUUCAAGUUUAUUUUCUCAAUGGGACCGUCAAAAGUCCUUGGAUUUAUCGUUGGAUCUGAAAACGUCGUCGCCAUCAAGCCGUCCAGAUACACCUGAAAGCAAUCCGUCGACGUCUUUUAUUCCUAUCGUCGUUGAACCACCGCAACGGGUUUACAUACCCCAACCAAAUGUUGAAAACAGAAAGGGCUUUGGCUUGCUUCGACAUGAUCGUCACAAUAUGCAAAACGACGAAAAGCCUUUAUCGCCAAUUGCAACAUCUCCGGGCCCCAAUCUUUUGAAAGUAGAUGAAAACAGGAAAACAUCCAGUCGUAGGCCAUCAUUGACUUCUUUACUAAGCUUGAAUCGCCGAUCAGAAAACGCCACGCCAUCCGCUGAAGUGACAUCCCUAGUCUCACCAUCUACACCUAGUCAAUCCCCUACAACCGCACUACAAACUCCACUUUUGCUUGAAAAGUACGGUAUCUGUCAAGACAAAAGUGUCGGAGAAGGGGCAACGGCGAUCAUUCGACUUGUACGACGUCGCGGCCACGAUACCAUUUUGGCUGCGAAGGAGUUUCGAAAGCGAUCUAGAAAUGAAAGUGAACGACAAUACAUGAAGCGAAUGACAAGUGAGUUUUGUAUCAGCAAGCCACUGGAUCACGAAAACGUAAUAAAAACCUUCGAUCUGCUUAAGGACGAUCGAGGUCGCUGGUGCACCGUGUUAGAAUGGUGUGCUGGAGGAGAUGUUUUCACCGUUUUGAAAGAUGUCGAAUUGACAGAUGACGAAAUUGAUUGUCUGUUUAAGCAGCUGGUGCAAGGCGUCCACUAUCUCCACACCAGUGGCGUGGCUCAUCGAGACAUCAAGCCUGAAAAUCUUGUCUUGACCGCCACGGGCACUCUCAAGAUUAUUGACUUUGGUGUCGCUGAUGUCGUACAAUCUUGUUUUGAAAAGGAAUCAAGGGUAUGCGCUGGAUACGUCGGUAGCGAACCAUUUCUAUCUCCUGAAGUGUUUACUGAAAAAGAAUAUGACGGCAAAGCACUGGAUGUGUGGUCAACGGCCAUCACUUGGUAUGGCAUGCAGCACAAAGCCUUACCGUUCGAUAAAGCAAAAAAGGAGGACGCCUUCUAUACAGAGUACUUGGCGGCAAGACGACAACGGAAUUGGCCACCACUGGUGCUAUGUAACAUAAAAGAACGUGAAUGCCUCUACGGUAUGCUUGAUCCAGACCCUACUCGACGCUGGACAAUCGAGAGGGUUCUGAAUUGCGCAUGGCUGGAAAACGUCGAAACCUGCCAAUAUGCACAUACUAGCAGCGGUGCAGAGCACCACCACUACAUAAAAGCUUUGGAUAAGAAGUCGUGACCAAGCAAUGUAUAUUUUAUCAACUGUAAUAUAUUAUAUCCGUAAAUUUGCUUGGUCAUCCAAA